This is a messenger RNA of Agrilus planipennis (emerald ash borer), 2205 nucleotides long. RefSeq names its product nuclear migration and anchoring protein unc-84-like. The transcript is spliced from 7 exons. NCBI's taxonomy places the organism in Eukaryota, Metazoa, Arthropoda, Insecta, Coleoptera, Buprestidae. The coding region runs from base 773 to 2110 and encodes 445 amino acids. The record is from RefSeq and is a predicted model, not a curated record. Gene Ontology annotation, biological process: nuclear envelope organization. Gene Ontology annotation, molecular function: protein-membrane adaptor activity. Gene Ontology annotation, cellular component: meiotic nuclear membrane microtubule tethering complex; nuclear envelope.
AAAAACGUUGUGGGGACUGAGAAAGGUUACCAAAUUUGUUAGUGAGUUCACGAUUUAUUUACUUGUACAUUAAUACUCAAUAUAAGCGUUAAAUGCUACAAAGUAAAAAGGAUGUAGGUUCGCAUGUCUGAAUGGUAAGACGUGUUGGUAACAAAUCCAAAGAUUUACAUUUAAAGAACAAUAAAGAAAACUUAAAUGCUAAUCAUGCAAAAUUGCACUUUCCCAGUACAGAGUCGUUAUCUGGGCUCUAGCGUGUCAGCAUAUUUUUAUAUAUACCAUUAAAAUGUAGCCUGGAUAACUUGUGUCAUUAGGGGUUUAUCACAACAUCAUAAUAUUCAAUUACUUUUUUUUUUCACAUGUUGUUUAGUGUAUUGUUUGAGAAUCUCGUCUUAAUGAUUCCAAAAAUGCCCCCUUUCCUUUGUAUUACCACUUUCCACUAACUUAUCUGGGCACAUAUCUUUUAUAAACACAAAAUAAAAUUAUUCUUUCUUAUUACAUGCCUAGACGUUUCAAAAAAAUGACAAAAUUAAUGUCAAACAACACUUAUUUUAUGAGAACAGUGUAAAUUUUUAUUCAGCGAUUUGUCGAAACUUUGCGAUUUCGAUCAUAUUCUCGCGAUUUAGUGGUUUCCAUAAGAUAUUAACCAAGAGCUUAUGUAGAUUCUAAAAUUCUCAAAAAAAGCGAAAUCAGGUGUGCUUAUGACAACGAUGUAACGUUUACACUUAAUUUAUUUUUUCUAAUAUUAAUCAGUAUUUGAAUUCGAUCUUGGAAAAUGAGUCUAUCCGCUGCUAAUAGCACAAGUUCUAUGGUUUUGCCUAAUGAUGAUGAUGGUAUAUCCUGUUGUUCCUUAACAGAAAGUGAAUCAGCCAAUUCAAACGGUUCACACAAACAUAAAUAUUAUACAAGGCUAGCAGCAAAGUUCAAUGAACAAGACAACGGCGAAAAUAAUCCCGACAUUUCUUCGCUAGCAUUGCCGGAAGUAACAAACUCUUCGCAAGAAAAUAAUAAAAGUGAUAAUCCAAUUACUAGUUGCCAAUCCGUAAUUUGUUAUACGGACCAUACUAUUUGCCCAAAUUUGGUUAAAAAACGGAAGAAAGUUAUGGACAUAACAGGAAGGCCUUUUGCUUGUUCCUGCGAUAGAGUUAGCUGGAGAAAAAAUACCUUAAAGUUGUUUACGUUCGCCUCUGUUGUAUUCUUUGUCCUUAUCGCCAAUCAACUUUUUAUGACUAUUACCGAAAAUAAAUCAGACCUCGCAUCCAUCAAACUCCAGAUGGGCAGUUUAACAAGCGAUAUUUGCGAGACUCGCAAGAAAACUGAUAAGAAGCUUUCGAAAAUUGAAAACAUUUUAUCAUCGUUAAAUUCUCAUUACAAGAAGGAACUUGAAUUGGACUUUCCGACAUGCGCCACUGAUGAAAUAUGCCCUUCGAAACCUGAAAGCUCAAAAGGAUGCAGUUGCUCCGGCGAUAGUCCAGAUAAGAAAUGUUCAAAUAUUCGUAAACUGGUGAACGAAGCACUCUUAGAAUUUAAAGCGGAUAAAACGGGAAAAACAGAUUUCGCCCUUGAAUCAGCGGGCGGCGGCAUUGUAGCCGUCCGCCAAGGGAAGCCUUAUUGUCCUGGUUCUUCAGGAAAAGUAAAAUAUCUGGGCAUUGAACUUUGUCCAAAUCCAUUGAACCGUCCCGAAGCGAUUCUUAAACCUAGCGUUAUGCCUGGUGAAUGUUGGGCAUUUCAAGGAGGCUCUGCUUCCGUUAUAAUACAUCUUUUAAGUUUUGUCUUAAUUAAUGGAGUUACAUUGGAACAUAUACCUAAAUCCCUGUCUCCCACAGGAGAAAUAAGCAAUGCUCCUAAGAAUUUCGCCAUUUAUGGACUGGAAUCUCCGAAUGACGAUGUAGGAGUGUGUUUGGGAAAAUUCACGUUUAACAUCAAUGGUCCCCCCUUACAAACGUUCGACAUAAAACCAAAGAAAAAUAAGCCAUUUAGAUUAAUCGAAUUUAAUAUUUUAUCAAACCAUGGCCAUCCUAACUAUACCUGCGUUUACAGAUUAAGAGUUCACGGAACUCUGGCCGAUUUGUCUAAGUCUGGGAAGGACCACUGUAAAACAGACACAAGAUAGUAGAAGAUUCAUGCGUUUACAUGGUAGUUUUAUGUACAUAUUGUUUUUAUAUAGAAUCAAUUAAUGUCGUUUUAUAUUAAAUUUUUAUUUUAUCA